Molecule: messenger RNA, 2433 nt
Organism: Esox lucius (northern pike)
Lineage: Eukaryota; Metazoa; Chordata; Actinopteri; Esociformes; Esocidae
Gene: napba
Product: N-ethylmaleimide-sensitive factor attachment protein, beta a
Exons: 10
Coding region: 143-1033 (296 amino acids)
Biological process (GO): regulation of synaptic vesicle priming; intracellular protein transport; synaptic transmission, glutamatergic
Cellular component (GO): vacuolar membrane; synaptobrevin 2-SNAP-25-syntaxin-1a complex; terminal bouton
Molecular function (GO): soluble NSF attachment protein activity; syntaxin binding
Source: RefSeq, a predicted model, not a curated record
GGAAUCGCUAUCCGACGAAGAAGACACCCAUACUCGCUCUCUCAUCAGUACCAUCUCUCAGCAUCCAUUCCCAGCUACUAGAUUCUGCUUAGUAUUUGUUUUUACAUUGUGACGACGAAACACACAGUCAGUCCAAACAGCUAUGGAUACCUCCGGGAAAGAGAAGGAGGCCAUGCAGCUGAUGGCUGAAGCCGACAAGAAGGUCAAAUCUUCCGGCUCGUUCCUGGGAGGGAUGUUUGGGGGGAGUCACCACAAAGUAGAAGAUGCGUGCGAAAUGUACGCUAGAGCAGCCAACAUGUUCAAGAUGGCUAAGAACUGGACAGCUGCUGGUAAUGCAUUUUGCCAGGGGGCGCGGCUCCACAUGCAGCUGCAGAACAAACUUGACUCAGCCACCAGCUUUGUUGACGCAGGGAACGCUUACAAGAAGGCUGAUCCUCAGGAGGCUAUUAACUGUUUAAAUGCAGCCAUCGAUAUUUACACUGACAUGGGUCGGUUUACUAUCGCAGCCAAACACCACAUCACCAUCGCAGAGGUCUACGAGUCUGAGCUGGUGGACAUAGAGAAGGCGAUUGCCCACUAUGAGCAGGCAGCCGAUUAUUAUAAAGGCGAGGAGUCCAACAGUUCCGCUAACAAGUGUCUGCUGAAGGUGGGCCACUAUAGUGCUCAGCUGGAGCAGUAUCCAAAAGCUAUUGAAAUCUAUGAGCAGGUGGCCACCAAUACCAUGGACAACCCCCUGCUGAAGUAUAAUGCAAAAGAGUAUUUCUUUAAAGCCUCUCUCUGCCACUUCAUAGUGGAUGAACUCAAUGCAAAGCUGGCCAUAGAGAAGUAUGAGGAGAUGUUUCCUGCUUUUGCAGACUCCAGAGAGUGCAAGCUGCUGAAGAAGUUGCUGGAUGCCCAUGAGGAGCAGAACUGUGAGGCAUUUACUGAAGCUGUUAAAGAGUUUGACUCCAUCUCUCGUCUGGACCAGUGGCUCACCACCAUGCUGCUCCGUAUCAAGAAAACCAUCCAGGGAGAUGCUGGAGACCUCAAAUAAAGAGCAAUAGAUGGGAAGGGUUGGUGAAGACAGGUGCGAUGGAUAGAGAAAGAAAAAUAAGAGUUUGGAGAGAGAGGAGGAGAUAGAGAGGAAGAGAAAAUAAUCAAGCAGAGAUGUCUGUGUUUGAUGUGUUAUUGUAAAUACCCCAAUGGCUCUGUAAUUCAUCACGUUUUACCAUUUCUCUCCUCACACUCAAACUGUCAAAAACGUUAGCUCUUUCAACUUAUAAUACCCAGUUUUCCUGCUGAUGUAAAAUAUUAUUAUGUUGAGUAAGUCUACAAAACUUGCAAAUUAUUAGAUACUUUAUGGUAGGUCAGUGGGGUACACUCAUAUUUUAAAGUUGAAUCAGUUAACUUUUUCCAGUUCAUCACAUUCACACUUAACCUUUCUAAUCUGUGCACUGAAUUAAUUAUCUUGGUUAAAACCUGUGCAGCAGCAUAAAAUUAUAUUUUGUGGUCCUGCUUAAGAUUUGUUAUAAUAAAUAUACAUAUAUACUUUUUUAUUUAUUUUGGAAAUAUAUCAAGUAUUCCCAGAAAUGAAGUGUAGUGAAGCUAUGAAAUUAUUGAUAUCAAAUACAAUCUCGUUUUGGUCUUAGUUGUCAUACAAAUGUACAAAUAAUGUAAAAAAAAACAACUGGCCUGUGGCUGAAUCUGGUAGCUGACCCCUACUAUACACAUUCAUGUUAUAGAGUGUAGGGCUGUAGAGAUAGCGUAUGCAAAUGGAGUGUGUGUGAGCUUAUGUUUGUGUGUGUGCCUGAUAGAGAGAUAGACACCACAGGGAAUGAACCAGCUCUAUGGGACACAUUAUUACAAUGUGUUAAUGAUUCUUGGCAUGUAAGUCAUCUAUGAUUAAAGUGUUUUUGUUUAUUAUUCUCAAAUUAAAAUGCUUUGAACCAUUUCAUCCUCCCCCUCGCCCUUAUAUCCCAUCACUUCUUCCAACACAAUUCUCCUUAACCCAGACACUCCCACCAGUCCAUACACACUCCCCCUAGCCUCUGUCCCGUUAAAACACAGUCCCCUUUAAACCCCUGGGUACUACUUCAAUGACCCCUUAAAACGUCCUUUAGCCCACUAUACACUUUUUGACUGAAAAGACUGGAUAAGUAAAAGCAUACACAAAUUCUGUCAGGUCUACACGUGUGGUAGGAGUCAGAAGUGAGGGUUUUAGGCUAUAGGUCAGAUAUUAGGGGAAGUGUCUGUGGUGUAGUGUAUGUUUCUGUGUUGUGCUUUUGUGCUGUGUAUUCCUCAGCAUGUUGCCAUAGUAUUUGUGUGUGUUCAGUGUUGUGAUGUGUAAAGUCAAACUAUAGGUUAUCAUACAUUUGUCUAUGUUCAUUAAUUAUCACGUUUGUAUGAUAUGAUUAUGUGCAAAGAUGUACAAAAUAAAAAGUCAACAAACUUGCA